GCUACGUGGCUUCAUUGCCAGCAGACAAAGUCGCAACGCUGACGGAGCCAUGUGACAAACAGGCAUGGGCCACCUACUGGUUGAAACGUGUCAACACAGGGAUUGAAGACCUUGGUGGCUGGGAUCGACCUUUGGGAAGCUUGGGCGUGAUGUCUCGGGGAACAAAGUGGCUGGUGCGAGAGGGCUGCACAUGCCCAUACAACUACGGCGGCGCAGUGGUGAAAGCAAAGCAGUUUCCGGACUGGAUGCACGAACUGCUUCAGCAGGUCAUGCCACUCUGUGGCCUGUCAGAGGAGGAGUGGCCGAAUUCCUGCAACGUGAACCUGUAUGUAAACGCUGAUGCGUUGUCCUGGCAUGCAGAUGCCGCUGAGCGACGGGGCUUCGCGGGAAGUGUGGCUGUGGAGUCGCUGUUGGAGGGCUCUGGAUUUCGUUUCCGUGCGGGUGCACAGCGGGUGUGGGUGGCGCUGGUCAGCGUGAGGAUCGUACCCGUGGUGAUGCCUUCAGAGCUGAGCCGCCGCUUUCCGGAGUUUUUGCCCACUUGGCACCAUCGGGCUGUGAGCAAGUUGUGGCACCAGACGAUCAUCCACAUGCGAUUGCAACAGGCUUUAGAUCCUUCGAGAAACUGGAGAAGAACAAAUCUGCUACGUGUCUCUUGUUCCUAUUUCGAGGGCCAAGGCUCAGACUUUCUCGCCCGGCGCCUCAUCUUGGGGCCUCCAGAUGAGCUUGAGCAACUGGAGCAGCUUGAACAACUUAGAAACGUCGAUGGGCCACCACCUGAAGAGGUAGCCCGUGAUCAAGGUCGUUACCAAUGCGAGAUGCUAAAGGGGCAGGCCAUUUUGCGGCUCCGCCUUCAGCGUGUUGGCGCCCAGUCAGCAAGCGAAGAAGAACUUUCGCUUCCCGUUGUCAAGGCCUUGUUUCAAGUAUUCAUUGAAGCUGCUUUUCCACAGGAGGCCAGCCACGAGCUGAAGUUGGGCGGUGGAGCCAUGUGCACGAUGGAGGGCCAGACCCAGAGGCUGCCGACCGUGUGUGCAAGAGCUGAGUGUCGGGACGUUCGGGCAAGUACUUUGUUGAAAAGGAAUCCAAAGAGCAAGCUCCCGACGAUGUCGAAUGGUAUUGCGCAGCUGUUGGAUGAUCCUGGUACGAUGAGUAAGAAGGAGUCUGAAGCAAUCUUGGAGGUGCUCUCCUCACGCCGAUUUGCUCACAUGGGCGGAUGGACUGCAGAUCAGGUGGCCGACGAAGUCAAGAAACUGGGCUAUCAGGCAGUGACGGUGAUCUCGGAAUCGCCAAUCUAUAGCUCCAUUGGGACGAAGAGUAUCAAAGUAAAGGUGGGAGCCGGCUUUGCCGUGCCUUCUGCCAGUCCUGUAUCUGACUGCGUUUUUUCCGAAACGCUGGACAUUUGGGUUAUAGUUGUGUGA
Molecule: messenger RNA, 1415 nt
Organism: Durusdinium trenchii
Lineage: Eukaryota; Dinophyceae; Suessiales; Symbiodiniaceae
Source: the annotation of a GenBank genome assembly